AUGAAGGUUCUUCUUGUUCUCUCCCAUCCAGAGCCGCGUUCUCUGAUCUGCAGCUUGCACAAACUCAUCCGCGACGAGUUGGAACAACAAGGCCAUGAGACCCAAACCUCUGAUCUCUAUCGCAUGAAAUGGAAAUCACAUGUCGACCGGGACGACUUCACUGAUCUAGCAACGGAUGCCCGGCUAAAGAUCACCACAGCCUCCUCUUCAAGUUAUGCUUCCGACAGCCUGACAGAAGAUGUAAAGACGGAGCAAACCAAGAUUCUUUGGGCAGACACUGUCAUCUUCGUAUUCCCUAUCUGGUGGUUCGGCUUUCCAGCAAUCCUCAAGGGCUGGAUCGAUCGGGUCUUUACAGGCGGCCUUGCAUACAACAUAAGGCAGCCCGACCAGAAGCAACAGACUAGUCGGGGUCGGAGAUGUCUCGAAGGGAAGCGGGCAAUGUUAGUAACAACAUUGGGAGGCCAGGAAUCGGCCUACUCCGCGCGGGGCUACCAAGGCCCCAUUGACGAUAUUCUUUUCCCUAUCCACCACGGGGUACUGCAUUAUCCGGGAUUCCAGGUGCUGCGUCCAAUCGUAGUAUUCCAAGCAGAUUCACUCGAUGAAGCGGGCUUUGAUCUUCUGGCUACCGAGGUACGCGAAAGGAUGCAAAAUCUGGGUAGCACCGCGCCUAUUCCAUACCGGGCUUACAAGGGCGGUGACUACUUGACUCCGGAUAUGACGUUGCGAGACGGCCUUGGGCGCGAGGGGGCUGUUGGCUUUGCACUACAUGUCGAGUGA
Alternaria atra is the source of this 777-nucleotide messenger RNA. RefSeq lists its product as uncharacterized. Lineage: Eukaryota; Fungi; Ascomycota; Dothideomycetes; Pleosporales; Pleosporaceae. Bases 1 to 777 code for a protein of 258 amino acids. The record is from RefSeq and is a predicted model, not a curated record. Gene Ontology annotation, molecular function: NAD(P)H dehydrogenase (quinone) activity. Gene Ontology annotation, cellular component: cytosol. The transcript has a single exon.